AUGGGGAACAGCCCGUCUAAGACAAACUAUGCCACAUCGAGUACGAAGAAUGCCAGUCAGCAUGCCAGUUCCGGCACCAUCGCCGGCGAAGAACUGAACAGUAACGAAGCCAAUGACCCCGAUGAUAGUAGGUCUCUACCUACUCAGAAUAUCAAGAUUACCAAAGAGGCUCCUGGAGAGCCCAGGAACAUAGAUCAAACCAAGAACAGAGGCCGUGGCGAGCGCUACGGUCUUGAAAUCGACAUGUCGAUGGCGCAGGCCCUUGGAAGCGGACUCGCCGCAGGCGCUAGCCUUGUGAGCGGUGGAACCGCUAGCACCAGCAGCGGCACCAGUGCCAGCAGCACCAUGUCGUUGCGGCAAUUGCCCACGCCUCCUUCGUACCAGUCGGACGGGUCGUCCUCGUUCCCGUUUGACAGCUCGUUUGAGAAGUCCUACGUGCUGCCACCCAUUAAAGAAGAGGCAAGCGUAUCGCACCCGUUGCCGGGCGAAAGCUACAAGGCCGGCGUUCGUCGCUCGGGCGGCGGUGUGCACGCGCAGCGCGGUACCGAUCCCCGCAUUCCGAAUUACAGGUCCUCGCAGCCCAUUAUCCUGCGCAAAAACUCGCACGACUGGCAGUCGACGGACGGAGUGGACGUCGACGAUGUUAUCGAGACCCUGUUACGUCUCGGCGAAACCCGUCAGUACAGCUCGCGCGACUUCCCGCUGUCGUCCUGGGAGGUACAACUCAUAUGCGCACGUGCCCGCGAAAUUUUCCUUGAUCAACCUUCGUUGUUGCGUUUGCAGGCGCCCAUCAAGGUUGUUGGCGACGUUCACGGCCAGUUCACGGAUCUCCUUCGGAUCCUUAAACUGUCUGGCGUGCCUCAGGACACGAGUUACCUUUUCCUCGGAGACUACGUUGACCGUGGCAAGCAGUCCUUGGAGACCAUGUUGUUGCUACUGUGCUACAAGAUCAAAUACCCAGACAGAUUUUUCAUGCUAAGAGGCAACCACGAGUCUGCAAAUGUCACCAAGAUGUACGGCUUCUACGACGAGUGUAAACGUCGUCUUUCCACCAAGUGCUGGAAGAUGUUUGUCGAUGUCUUCAACACGCUACCGUUCGCAGCCGUGGUUCAGGGAAAGAUUUUUUGCGUGCAUGGAGGUAUUUCGCCCGAUUUGCGCAGACUGAGCGACAUUGAACGGAUCGCAAGGCCAACAGACGUCCCGGACGAAGGUAUGCUAACAGAUUUGUUGUGGAGUGACCCGGACGCAAGCGUUUCGGACUGGUCUGUCAAUGACCGUGGCGUCUCAGUGACUUUUGGCAAGAAAAACGUUCUCGAUUUUUGCUCUCAGUUCAAUUUCGAUCUCGUUAUCAGAGGCCACAUGGUGGUCGAAGACGGUUACGAAUUUUUUGCUAAAAAGAAGUUUGUCACCGUGUUCUCUGCUCCCAACUACUGCGGUGAAUUUCGCAAUUGGGGUGCGGUCAUGAGCGUUACCACGGGACUGAUGUGCAGCUUCGAACUAUUGAAACCUCAUAGUACGAAAGGCAAGAAUUGA
Molecule: messenger RNA, 1533 nt
Organism: Lachancea mirantina
Lineage: Eukaryota; Fungi; Ascomycota; Saccharomycetes; Saccharomycetales; Saccharomycetaceae
Source: the annotation of a GenBank genome assembly